AUGAUCUGCCAGGAACGGAAGGUGCUGGUGUCCCCACAGCCCUGUGAUUCCAUCAGUCCCAUCUUCUUUCCUUCCUUUCUUCUGUCCCUUCAUCCCCAUCAGCUAGUUCUUCUGGAGCUCAACUUCCUGCCAACCACAGGGACCAAGCUGACCAAACAGCAACUCAUUCUGGCCCGUGACAUACUGGAGAUCGGGGCUCAGUGGAGCAUCUUGCGAAAGGACAUCCCCUCCUUCGAGCGCUACAUGGCCCAACUCAAAUGCUAUUACUUUGAUUACAAAGAGCAACUCCCAGAGUCGGCCUGCAUGCACCAGCUCUUGGGCCUGAACCUCCUCUUCCUGCUGUCCCAGAACCGAGUGGCUGAGUUCCACACAGAGUUGGAGCGGCUGCCUGCCAAGGACAUCCAGACCAAUGUUUACAUCAAGCACCCUGUGUCUCUCGAGCAAUACCUGAUGGAAGGCAGCUACAACAAGGUGUUCCUGGCCAAGGGUAACAUCCCCGCCGAGAGCUAUACCUUCUUCAUCGAUAUCUUGCUUGACACUAUCAGGGAUGAGAUUGCUGGGUGCAUUGAGAAGGCCUAUGAGAAAAUCCUUUUCACCGAGGCCACCCGGAUCCUUUUCUUCAACACACCCAAAAAGAUGACAGACUACGCCAAGAAGCGAGGGUGGGUCCUGGGCCCCAGCAACUACUACAGUUUUGCCAGCCAGCAACAGAAGCCAGAAGACACCACCAUUCCCUCUACGGAACUGGCCAAACAGGUCAUCGAGUAUGCCCGGCAGCUGGAGAUGAUCGUCUGAGCCACCAGGCACUGGGGUGGGGCAGGGCAUGCGUUAUUUAAAACAGUCACAGUGCCGGGGUUCCUCCAAUAAAGGUGGAUUGCCAUUGUCUCUUCCAGGCCUUGUCUCCCCCAGUUGGGAUGGCGGGAGACAAGCUCUUAUCUCUGAAGAACUUAGUCGUUUGGGGCCCUCAGGGGUUGGAGGUAACACCCCUCAGCUGUGUCAGUCUUUGUCCAGUGGCUGUUGCUCAGGGUCUCAACACAGAUACCCACUGGAGGACCCAGGCCCCAGGUAGAGGGACUGUCCAGCCAGCUGUGGAAUGUUGGGCCAAGGUACCAGACUUUUUUGAUAAAGGGGUGAAGUGGCCUAUUUUUUUUAUGUUUUGGCAAUGAAUUAAACAACUUUUAAAAUGA
Messenger RNA from Carlito syrichta (Philippine tarsier), 1187 nucleotides. RefSeq names its product proteasome 26S subunit, non-ATPase 8 (gene PSMD8). Bases 1 to 795 code for a protein of 264 amino acids. NCBI's taxonomy places the organism in Eukaryota, Metazoa, Chordata, Mammalia, Primates, Tarsiidae. The transcript is spliced from 7 exons. The record is from RefSeq and is a predicted model, not a curated record. Gene Ontology annotation, biological process: proteasome-mediated ubiquitin-dependent protein catabolic process. Gene Ontology annotation, cellular component: nucleus; proteasome regulatory particle; cytosol.